UGACAUUGCUGAAGAGGAGGAGGUGGGGGUGACCAGACCUGAAGGUUUUUAUAGCAGGGAGCCGCGGUUCAGUGGCAGCCCGCUUCUCAUCUGUGGUAUCGGGACACGGUGGGAGUCAUGUAUCGGCGGCCGCUGCAGUCUGCCGUCAGAAACGUUAUUAACGUGACCGCGAGCAGAGCCGCGUACGGAAAGGUGUUGGAUCAAGAAGCCUGUUUUGCCAGAGCCUGCCAGCUGGCCAGAGUGUCUUCUCCCAAUUUAACACCAUGUCGGACACUGCACAUCACCCCACAGCUCUGCAGCGUGAAGGAGACGCCCCAGCACACAGAGGAAGAAGUCGGGGCUUUCACGAAGCUCAUUGAGGCCAUGGGCUUCACCGGACCUCUCAAAUACAACAAAUGGAAAAUCAAGAUUGCUGCCUUGCGCAUGUACACAUGCUGUGUAGAGAGAAUCAACUACGACGAGUUCUUUGACAAGUGCUCCCUCCCUGACACACUCAACUCCUGGUUCUUGAUAGCGCAGCUGCAUGUGUGGAUGUGUUUGGUGCGGAUGCGUCAGGAGGGCAGAGAAGGAAAGUACAUGUGCCGUUACAUUGUCCACUCCAUGUGGGAGGAUGUAGAGCAGAGGAGCAAAAUCAUGGGGAUUGAUGCCAUCCAUAGAAAGGAAGGAAUGAAGGCGAUGACGGAGACGUUUUACGCAGCAAUAUUUGGAUAUGAUGAGGGAAUCCUGUCUGAUGACUGCGUGCUGGCAGCAGCUCUGUGGAGAAACCUGUUCAGCUGUGAGUGUGAAGAUCCCAAACAGCUGGAGCUCAUGGUGGAAUACGUACGCAAACAGAUGCAGUACAUCGACGCUCUGGACGGAGAGGACCUGAUGCUGACCGGAGAGGUGAAGUGGCGCCCUCUGGUGGAGGAGAACGCACAGAGCAUCCUGAAGGUGGCCACACCAACGUACAACGACACCGGACUGUGAGACGAAGACUCAGACUCCUGUUUCGUCUCGUCCAAAGUCCUCUUCCUCUUCUCACCUUUUACCCACUUUCCUUUUCCCGUCUUUGCGUCUUCUCUCCUUCCUAUAAUCAUGUAACAUUUCUCUCUCUCUCUCUCUCUCUCUCUCCCCUCUUCUGUCCUUUAAGGAGGGAUUUUAAUUUGACUUUUUGUCUCUGAUGCUGUAGCUUUUUCAUCUACUGUUUCCCGCUCCUCCCCUCUUCUGUCUCUGAACGUACAUUAAAGACAGGAUAGACAGUCAGGGAUAUCUGUCACACACACAUCUUCUCCUUCACCAGCCAGUCAGCCGGUCUAAAAACAGGAAACGCCAUGCAUCAUCAUCAUCAUCUUCCUCCUGCUCAGUUCUGUCCUGUCGGUUUUGAGAGCCUCUGUUUUCCUCUCUGCAACCUGUCGAGAGGAAAACACACAAGUAGAGAACAAGACACUGUAUUUAUGUUUCUCGUUUUUUUGUUUUUUCCAUGCACGCCGCCCUGUAUUUAUAAAAUAUUUUAUAUGCCGCCAUGUUUACACUCUUCCCUACAAAGGAGCUAAACUUCUGCUUCACUCAGUUCGGUGAUGUUAAAAUAAUGGUUCUCGGAAAACAAAUGCAAUAUUUCAGCGUGACCCCUGACCUCCUGUGUGUGCGUGUCGGAGGUCUGGAGGACACGCCUCUGCUCCUGGACUGUCUGUCUGUCUGUCUACCGACGCUCUCACAGCCGAACAGGAAGCUGGGCUCUCAUCACUGCGUUCAAAACAAUGAAACUUUUUGUUUGUUUUUAAAAAGCAAAUUAAUAAAAAUGUUACCUGGAUGUAAAAAAAA
Molecule: messenger RNA, 1800 nt
Organism: Centropristis striata (black sea bass)
Lineage: Eukaryota; Metazoa; Chordata; Actinopteri; Perciformes; Serranidae
Gene: uqcc1
Product: ubiquinol-cytochrome-c reductase complex assembly factor 1
Exons: 9
Coding region: 118-966 (282 amino acids)
Biological process (GO): mitochondrial respiratory chain complex III assembly
Cellular component (GO): mitochondrion
Source: RefSeq, a predicted model, not a curated record